AAUGUAGUCCUGGGGCCCAGAGAGCAGGAGGAGGAGCAACAUGGACCCAGCGGUCUCGAUCCGGGAUUGCCAGGCUGAAGACUGCACUGAAGUCCUGCGUUUGAUCCGGGAACUGGCAGAAUAUGAGAAAGUACCUGAGCAGGUGAAAAUCAGCGAUCAAGGGCUUUUCCAAGAUGGAUUUGGACAGGAUCCGUUCUACAAAUGCUUGGUGGCCGAAGUCCCCCCAGAACGCCGAAGUAAAGGAGGUGAGUGUUUGUCUUUUUCUCUUUUUUCAGGACAAGGGAUUGGGAAGAAGCUGAUGCGGACGGUUGCUGAGAUUGGCUUGGAGAAGGGAUGCACCCAGAUGAAAUUCAGCGUCCUGGACUGGAACCAGCCGGCCAUCGACUUCUACCUGGGCGAAGGGGCCGUGGACCUGACCGCUGCCGAAGGGUGGCACGUCUUCCGCUUCGAGGCCGACGCCAUGCGGCAACUUGCAAGUAAAUAAACCCUUUUGGGUUCAACGAAUGCACCUUCUUCUAGGAUCCUCUGCCACCCAUCCGGAUGCCCGGCACUUGUGUGUAGUAAUUUUCAUAGGCACCCUACAAUGAACACACUCUAGACCAGUGGUUCCCAACCAGUGGUCUGCAAGAACUAAAAUACGGUCCGGCGUGAAACAUUUAAAUAUAUGUAAGGUCCUUUGACAGGCUCCCUGUUUUGCUCGAGGCUUUUGGACUUACCCAUUAUUGAGAAAUUAGAAAUAAAAGGCAUGUUUAAAAACAAAA
This is a messenger RNA of Anolis sagrei ordinatus, 761 nucleotides long. NCBI's taxonomy places the organism in Eukaryota, Metazoa, Chordata, Lepidosauria, Squamata, Anolidae. The record is from RefSeq and is a predicted model, not a curated record.